Messenger RNA from Girardinichthys multiradiatus, 3029 nucleotides. RefSeq names its product Rho guanine nucleotide exchange factor (GEF) 25b (gene arhgef25b). Gene Ontology annotation, biological process: axon guidance. Bases 293 to 2305 code for a protein of 670 amino acids. Gene Ontology annotation, molecular function: guanyl-nucleotide exchange factor activity. The transcript has 16 exons. Gene Ontology annotation, cellular component: cytoplasm; plasma membrane. Lineage: Eukaryota; Metazoa; Chordata; Actinopteri; Cyprinodontiformes; Goodeidae. The record is from RefSeq and is a predicted model, not a curated record.
CUCGGUACCACUUACAAUCUGUCUUACCACAUAGACAGGAUUUUGAUCCAAAGUCAGGAGCUUCUCUCUGACUCUCCUUCCAUUUGUUGACAUACCAUGGGAUGAGAUUGUCAUUCUUCCAUCAGCAAUUUUUUUUACCCCAUCUGAUUUGGAAUAUGAUGGCAAAACUCGCUGCACACUUUUCCUCUCAUCUCCCUGGGGGAUUACCGCAGGAAUAGAGCGUGUGUGUCUGUGAGCUUGUGUUUGUGUCUGCUUCUGAUGGUGUCGAGUGGAGCAGCACGAGUGGAUCACCAUGAGAGGGGGUCACCACCAGCGAGGCUGUGGGUGUCGGCAUCUGUUCAGAAAACUUCUCAGUAAAUGUGACUGCUGCUCUGUCAGAAGUAGAGCUGAGUCGUACUCUGUAGCAGGCAGUGAAGGCAGCAUUGCUCCGUCUGUGGGAUCUCUGACCCACCAGGCUUCAUGCAGCAUCAGCCCCUGCUCACACUCCUCGUCCGGAGCAUCCCGGCACCCCGUCAGCGCCCUGAAAAAAUGGCUCACCAAUCCAGUCCGGAAGCUGAGCUCUGAACCCACGGGUGGAACGGGGAAAGCUGAGAAGCAGACGUUCAAGGCAGAGGGAAAGCAAAAGCCUUUUUUGCACAGUGAAGCUCGGCAAAGUUCUCUUGAAAUGCACAAUAACUACACCAUCCUGUCCUCUGAAAACAUGGAGGGGAAAAGUCCUACAGCUGUGUCUCCUUCCCUGUUGUCUCGUCAGAGCUAUUUAUGUGACCUUCUGGAUGACUCAAAGAGCCCAAGUCAAACAUCCGACGUCAAAACUCUGCAGGUGGAGGACAGCUGUGCUGUGGCUGAAGACUCACCAUGUCUAUCAUCUGCUGCAGUGGACAGCGAGGAAGAGAGAAAUCUCGCUUUGGAGAAGAGCUUAUAUGUACUGACGGAGCUGAUACAGACAGAGAGGCUAUAUGUUGAAGAUCUUGGACUCAUAGUUCAGGGCUACAUGACCAUGAUGGCCAGUCAGGGUGUUCCAGAGGACAUGAGAGGCAAGGACAGGAUUGUCUUCGGAAACAUCCACCAGAUCUACGACUGGCACAAGGACUAUUUCCUGGGAGAGCUGGAGAAAUGUGUUAGCGAUCCAGACAGCCUGGCCCAGCUCUUUAUUAAACAUGCUCUGACUGUGUUAAACCUGCAGGAGCGGCGUCUUCACAUGUACGUGGUUUACUGCCAAAACAAACCCAAGUCGGAACAUAUUGUCUCAGAGUACAUUGAGACCUACUUUGAGUUUCUUCGGCAGCAGCUGGGUCACAGGCUGCAGCUCAAUGAUCUGCUGAUCAAACCCGUUCAGAGGAUCAUGAAGUAUCAACUGCUGCUAAAGGACUUGUUGAAAUAUUAUAGCAAAGCAGGACGGGAUGUUGAGAAGCUUCAGAAAGCGGUGGAGGUGAUGUGUUUUGUGCCAAAACGCUGUAAUGAUAUGAUGAAUGUGGGAAGGCUACAGGGUUUUGAGGGGAAGAUUACAGCCCAGGGGAAGCUGCUCCAGCAGGAUACUUUCUCUGUCAGCGAGCAGGAAGGCAACCUCGUGUCCAGAGUGAGGGAGAGACGCGUCUUCCUGUUUGAGCAGCUGGUCAUUUUCAGUGAGCCAAUUGAAAAGAAAAAAGGCUUCCCAUUGCCAGGGUACACCUUCAAAAACAGCAUCAAGGUCAGCUGCUUGGGUGUAGAGGGGCCUUCUGAAGAGGAUCCAUGCUGUCUGGUCCUGACCUCUCGCGGGACAGACGGCAGUAUAACUCGCUUCCUCAUGCAUGCCUCAUCUCCUGAAAUACAGCAAGCAUGGCACAAUGACGUGGUCCAGAUUCUAGAGACUCAGAGGAACUUCCUAAAUGCCCUUCAGUCCCCGAUAGAGUACCAGCGCAGGGAAAGCACAACCAAUAGUUUGGGAAGGAGCAUGAAGUCUACAGAUGUGCAACCAACUGACUCCUCAUCACCCAUAGACAGACGUCACCAGCCCUGCCUGCUGUUUUACAACAACUCGCUGCCCUCUCUGCACUCACCACGACUCAGCUCUAUGUCACAGGUCUCAAAUGUGUCAGCUGAAACUCUUCGAGCGUCCCACUCUCCGUUUUGCUCCCACCAGCAGCUCAGAUUGUGCACAGAGGUGAAACAUGACCGCAGCACCUUCAGCACCCUGUCACCCUGCAGCCAUCACCAUUGUAAGGGUGUGAGUGCCAGUUUCCAGACAAUUGCGUUUUGUGAUGGAGCAGCCUAUUCAGCACAUCGUCCAUACAGCCUGGAUCAGCUAAAGGAGAGCGAGCAGCACUGACCAUCAUUUGGACAUAAACUCGUUUCACCUGUCUGCAGUUUGUCAGGACAGGUUCUUACACUUCUGCAAAUUGGACAGCCUGCAAAACCAGCCUGGAGUUGAUCUUAUGAAAUAAUCCAUGUUUGAGUCUGUCUGAGUGUGUGUGCUUUUGCCACAUUUAAACAAACACAGUUUAUCAAAAUAGUAGUAAGGACUGGAAUUAUAAAAAUGUUGUAAAAUGUCACUGCAGAGACUUUCAGGUUCCUUGAUGUUGUACAUGUUUUCUUCUCUUCUGUUUUUCAAUGGCUAUUUUUUAAUGACUUUAACUUGUCUCAAUUGACCAUUUCAAAUUUUAGUCUCCCUCAGAACCAACAUACAAAAUUCCCACACUGCAAUCGCAGCUCCGUGUCACAAAAUGUAACCUAAAGAGCUUGGAGUUACUGUAACCUGUCUCGGAUAAGAUCCAUAUGUGCGUUUCCUGAAGAUUAGCAAACAGCUUUUGUUUUCCAUUCAAUGGACUAUUUUAACCCUCCCACUGUGAGUGUUAUCUGGAAUAAGCACAUUUUGAAACUUUCACAAUGUAUGUGCUGUUAUCAAGCCGAGAAGGAAAAAGGGAACAAAGAUAAAACUGAGGUGACCAUCUGUCACUGUCACUUUUGAUGUUAAUAAUUUGUGUGGGAUCAUAACAGUUUGUAACAGUUUGUUGUGUCCUGAUAAAAAACUAAUAAAACAGAAUAUAACUUCC